This is a messenger RNA of Zalophus californianus (California sea lion), 2318 nucleotides long. It is a transcript of the gene OSCAR, whose product is annotated as osteoclast associated Ig-like receptor. Bases 35 to 847 code for a protein of 270 amino acids. The transcript is spliced from 5 exons. Gene Ontology annotation, cellular component: plasma membrane. The record is from RefSeq and is a predicted model, not a curated record. Lineage: Eukaryota; Metazoa; Chordata; Mammalia; Carnivora; Otariidae. Gene Ontology annotation, molecular function: collagen receptor activity.
CUCCUGCUUCCGCUCCAGCCAAGAUCUGCCCGCCAUGGCUCUGGUGCUGAUCCUCCAGCUGCUGACCCUCUGGCCUCUGUGUCAUGCAGACCUCUCUUCAACUGGCUCCCAGGAAUCCCAGGGCCCCAACAACCCUGUUUUUUCAGUCCCCCCAGCCUUGUACCCCAAGCCAUGGCUGGGGGCUCAGCCUGCUGCAGUUGUAACCCCUGGGGCCAAUGUGACUUUGAGGUGCCGGGCACCUCAACCUGCCUGGAGGUUUGCAAUCUUCAAGUCUGGAGAGAUCACCCCUGUGCUGUAUCGGGAUGUGUCCAUGGAGCUGGCAGAGUUCUUCCUAGAGGGGGUGACCCCAGCCCAAGGGGGCAGUUACCACUGCUGCUACCGGAAUCCAGGCUGGAAUCUGGGUGUCUGGUCCCACCCCAGUGAUACGCUGGAACUGCUGGUGACAGACCAGCUGCCGCCCCCGUCGCUGGUGGCACUGCCCGGGCCGGUGGUGGCGCCCAACGCCAACGUGAGCCUGCGCUGCGCCGGCCGCCUGCGGGGCAUGAGCUUCGCGCUGUACCGCGUGGGCGUGGCGGCCCCGCUGCAGUACCGCGACUCGACCGAGCCCUGGGCCGACUUCCCGCUGCCCGGCGCCAGCGCUCCCGGCACCUACAGCUGCUACUACCACACGCCGUCCUCCCCGUACGUGCUGUCGCUGCGCAGCGAGCCGCUGGUCAUCAGCGCCGACGGCUCAGGCUCGUUGGACUACAUGCAGGGCAACCUCGUCCGCCUGGGGCUGGCCGGCCUGGUGCUCAUCUCCCUGGGCACACUGGUUGUUUUUGACUGGCGCAGCCAGAGUUCUGCCUGAGGCAGUGUCAGGCCCUGAGCCCCAGAGGACUGGAUACAGAUGCCUCGCAGUGUGAGAAGACUUCCCAGAGACAGGGAGAAGAAACAGGGAUUACUGGCGUUGGACUGGCCCUUCCAGGAGCCCCACAGUCCCCCUGGCGGAGCCCAGCUUCUGGGUCAUAAUAAGCUUCGUACUGUGUGCUCUAGCUCCCUUCUGGGUCAUUCCUCUACUAGAUCAGUGGAAGCCUCUAUCGGUGGUCAAGGCUUCCUAGUCACGAGGCCUGGGUUCGAUUCCCAGUGCCGCUGCUCAUUCACUGGGUUAUUAGCAAAGAGACCUUUCCCAAGUCUCAAUUGCCUUGAAUGUAAAAUGGGCUGACUGAUAAUACCCACUUCAUAAUCUUGUAGGAUUAAGUGGGCAAUACACACGAAACCCUUAAAAGUGACUGGCCCAUAGUAAAUGCUCAAUAAAUAUUAGCUAUCCUAUAACUGCGGUUUCUACCAGAUGCUCAGGGCCAGAAUGUAGUUCCCCCCCUCCCCUAUUGCUCAUGCUCCAGCUGAACUUUUAAGCAAUUCACCGCCAUUUCCUUCAUGCCAUUGUCCUUGGUCGACAAGCAAACCUCUUCCAAACCCCUCCUCAGACUUUCUGACCUUGGUAGACCAAGAUCAGAUCAAGGAGAACUUCUUCCCUAUUUAAAGCUUCAUUUGUGUGCAGUGCAGGCUGUUUUCUUGAACCAUCAUUAUGAUUAAGUGGAGUCCUUUGCCAAGGCAACAGCGAGGGCAGUGUGUGGAGUCGAGCACUGACCUGGACAUUUAUACACGGCACCUGGCCUGCUUCCCACGGGGUCUUGGCUGACUUCACAGUUGUAAAGCUAAUGCAAACCAUUCCCCAGUGCAGCCCGUUUGCUCUCGCUUCUUGCCUCUCUUUCUGGAAGGCCUGACUACAUUCAGUUUCUCCUGAGUUUAGUAAUUUUACUUCUAUUUGAAUCUUGGUAACCCGGAUGCCUUUAUCAUCCUCAUACACACAUUUUUCUGUCUCUAAGCACUUCUUACGGCAUAACACUUGUGUUCCCUUCUUGCUUUAUGCCUAAUUUUGAUGGAGCGCACAUCCUCUUCUAUUGUUACUAAAUUUUCCACCUUGCCCUUCUCCUCUUCCCACUUUAUGAAGGAGAGGAUGCCUUCCAUUUUUUGGACAACCCCAGCUCCAUCGCCCACUAGGGGGAUAGCCUUGAGCAAUUUACAGACCCUCCUGAAUUUUUAUCCCUGAAAGAGGAAACUAAAAAUAUCUACCAUGUUGGUUUGAGAUAAUCAAACAAGAUACCUUGUCCCCAGCAUGUGGGGAGAUCAUAAAAGCUCAGAUCAGCAGUUUUAAUCUAUCCCACCCCCCCUUUUGGGGAGACAGAUUAGGAAGCAAAGCUUACAUCACAGCCCUGUACACACAUCCAUUUACAUCUAUAAACUAGAAUUCAAGUUCUAUGAAGCAAUAUUCACUUCUA